This is a messenger RNA of Paramecium tetraurelia, 327 nucleotides long. RefSeq lists its product as uncharacterized. The record is from RefSeq and is a predicted model, not a curated record. NCBI's taxonomy places the organism in Eukaryota, Ciliophora, Oligohymenophorea, Peniculida, Parameciidae. The transcript has a single exon.
AUGAGUUUAUUAAAUAUUGUUUAGGCUAGAAUGUCAAUAAUGAAUAGAAUUACGAAGCUAAACAGAUCAUAAAACUCCUUGCUUUAAAUCUCUUAUUUAUUGAUCAUUCCAAGAAAAGCAUAACAAGAAUUUAACAUGAAGUAAAUAAGUAAAAUGGUAAUACAAUAAAGGAAACUUAAAUGCUUUAUCCUUACAGAAUAGUAUAGGAUAAACAAUCUAUUUGAAGCAAAGCACAAAGAGAACUAUCGAAAAUAUAUGACUGAUAGAUUGAAGGAAUAGAAUUUGAAAUUCUUAACUUAUUUUGCAUAAACAAAGGAUAAUAUAUGA